Xenopus laevis (African clawed frog) is the source of this 1770-nucleotide messenger RNA. Its product is annotated as provisional ortholog of tripartite motif containing 39 S homeolog. Bases 462 to 1448 code for a protein of 328 amino acids. The record is from RefSeq and is a predicted model, not a curated record. The transcript is spliced from 2 exons. Lineage: Eukaryota; Metazoa; Chordata; Amphibia; Anura; Pipidae.
CUUCUGUUUAUGUGUCUGGAGCAGAUCUGUGACUCUGAAGGCUGAGACACAGGGAGAAGGCAGAGCCCAGCUCUUUCGGUUUCAUUUCUCGCCUGCCGGAGCAAAAGGCUCUGCUGUUGUUAAAACAAAGAACUGCCACAAUCCUGUGCUAAUUCCACUCAGGGAGGGACAUACGGCUCAGAAAAAAAAGAACCUUCAAUGCCAGCUCAAACUAAUAGAAUAAAUAGUUUCAAUUUAUUUUUUAGAGACAUAAAUCCUCUAUCAGGGCAUCACUUUGCAAAUGUUUGCCUUGCUUCCUGGAUCCCACACCCUGUAUAAGAAUGCAUGAGAUAGCUCCAUGUUGUGUGUCAGUCUACACACCAGCUUCUUCUCAACAGAAACGCCUUCUCCUCUGCCAUAUUCAGAGAGCAGGACUGUGAAACUACAGCUCAUACGCAAGAGAAUUCCACCACUUCUACAGAAUGGGGAUUGAUCAAGAGCCAAAGGAAAAAGAAAAGCCUAUCUCUUCAGUCAAGCAUCUCCAAUCCCAGCUGAAAGAUCUGCAGGAGGCAUCCUCGGCACUGUCGGGACACUUUCAGAAGACUGUGCCAACAUACAGGGCGGCAAUCAGCAAUUUGUAUUGUGACCUGCAGUCCUUGCUGGAAAACGAGGAGAAGAUGCGACUGUUCCAAACAGAAGAGCAAUCUAUGCAAUAUUUAGAAGCAAGAGCAAUGGACCUUGGGGAUUUGUAUAGCUCUAUUGGUCAUGUGCAGGAAAAGUUAGAAGAAAGCCACAUGACGUUGAGGGCAAAAGAACAUCUUAGAGCCCUUUAUGAGCAAUUUAAUGUUAUUGCUGGAGUUCAGACCAUUUUGGAUUCAUGUGUAUCUCCUCUCCAGUUGAGAGAUUGGGCAGGACAGAGGCAUCUUGUUAAGCCAGUUCCAGAAUCGCUGACGUUCGACCCUCAUAGUGCCCAUCCUAAUUUGAUCUUGUCAUUGGAUCUAAAGCAAGUGAGGUUUGAGUCUUCUCCAAAUGGGCAGGAGAGAAAAGAAUGCUUUGAACCAGGACUGUAUAUAUUGGCAUUACCUGGCUUCCAGUCUGGCCGCCAUUACUGGGAAGUUGAUGUCGGGGGCAAGAGCAGCUGGAUUCUAGGAGUGGUACGAGAGUCGGUGGAACGCAAAGUGGAGCAUCACCUUUAUCCUGACAAUGGAUACUGGGUGCUACGCAAGCAGGAAGACAGUGUUUAUUAUGGUCUUGGGAUGUCACCCGUAUGCCUGAACCUAAUAUUCUCACCCACAAGAAUUGGGCUUUGUUUGGAUUUUUUCAGGGGCUCUCUGGCAUUUUUUGACGCUGAUUCUACAAGUCUGAUCUUUGAGCUGCCCUGCAAUUCGGGAGAAAAACUAUUGCCAUUCUUCUGCCCUGGGAUCCCUGUUAAAGAAGAAGACUGGUGCCCAUUGAUCUUAUGUGGAUAAAAGGGAUAUUUACUGCCCUGUAAUUGUUGAUUGAAGGUUCAUGUGUCAUUUCAGGACCACGAUUUAGUCUUCCUAGUAUAUGUGAUGCUGAUUUCCCAUUCCCUAUGUUAAUUGAGAGCAAGGUUUGAAAUGCUCAUAAUCAUAUCUAUAAUAUGAUACAAUAUAGGCUUCUUCUGUCAAUGUUUUUAGGGUCACUAGUUACCCAUGGCUCACUUACCUGCAAAUGAUCUGAACUUCUGGGGGAAGUGGAACAUAAAAAACCUAUUCAUUGCAAUGGAAAAGAUGUAAAUGAUUGUGUAAAAAUAUAUGAUUUGGAAAUCCA